Molecule: messenger RNA, 2520 nt
Organism: Xiphias gladius (swordfish)
Lineage: Eukaryota; Metazoa; Chordata; Actinopteri; Istiophoriformes; Xiphiidae
Product: fucosyltransferase 7
Exons: 2
Coding region: 224-1273 (349 amino acids)
Cellular component (GO): membrane
Molecular function (GO): alpha-(1->3)-fucosyltransferase activity
Source: RefSeq, a predicted model, not a curated record
GAUGCCAUGUCACCCAGGUAAAUGCUAACAUCUCUGCCAGCCUAAUUUUUAUUUAAUUCAAAUUCAUCUGCUGAUAUCAAGCUGAUAUCAAAGUUUUUACUACAAAUUCAUAGUGUGCAGAACACUACUGUGUGUGUCCUCGGGUGAUGGAAUAUGUGCAAAAAUCAAGUCCUACAGGAGUUCCAUACCAGUGAUCUGUGCCCUUUUGAACUGGAAUACAGUCAUGACGCCAGCUGAAUCCCGAUCUUUUCUCCUCCUCCUCCUCCUCCUUGUCCUCCUCACCUUCCUCUCAUCCCUAUUUUAUUACAGCUUGUUGGACCAGAAGCUUUUUCUGCAGAAAUAUUAUCCAGAUGUUCCUCAAAGAAACAUCAGCAUCCUGCUGUGGCACUGGCCAUUUGGCCGCUCCUACAGGCUUGAUGGAGACAAAUGCCUCGAAAUGUACAACAUCAGGCGCUGUUUCCUCACUGAUGACACGUCUGCCUUCUCCACUGCUGAUGUGGUUGUUUUCCAUCAUCAGGAGCUGAGUAGAGGACUGUCGCCACUGCCCUUGCACCUGGAUCGCCCGGCCUCCCAGCACUGGGUGUGGAUGUCCAUAGAGCCUCCUGUCAACAAUGCAAACCUCACACAGCUCAAUGGCCUCUUCAACUGGACAAUGAGCUACAGACGUGAUGCAGACAUAUCCAUCCCUUAUGGAAAGACCAUUCUAGGAGGUGAUGAGCUAGGCUUCCAGGCUUCUCCAAAUCGCUCCUGCCUUGUGAGCUGGGUGGUCAGCAGAUACCAGCCUCAUCAGGCUCGGGCUCGUGUUUACCAAAGUCUAAAGAGGUAUAUCCCCAUAGAGGUGUAUGGCAGGUUGAACAACAAACCUCUGUCAGAGAAGAAGCUGUUGCCCACCAUUGCAAACUGUCAAUUUUACCUGUCUUUUGAGAACUCCGAGGCGAAGGACUACAUCAGUGAGAAGCUCUGGAGGAACGCUUUCAAAUCAGGGGCCAUACCGGUGGUUCUUGGCCCCAGCAGGGCCACCUAUGAGGCCCUGGCUCCCCCCGGUUCCUUCAUCCAUGUGGCUGAUUUCAAGAGCACAGCAGAUCUGGCUGCCUAUAUGAAGCAUGUGGCUACAGACAGGCAGGCCUAUGAGGCGUACUUCCAGUGGCACCGCACUCACAGAAUAAAAACCUACACUGACUGGAGAGAAAGGCUGUGUCAAAUCUGUGUCAACUACCCCAGUUUACCAGUCAGUAGAGUCUACCAGGACCUGGAGAGCUGGGUUAACAGCUAAGAUUUUAUCAGGUGACUAAAGUGUUUUGAUUGGGACUGCCGAUACUGCUGGGUUACCACAUGCAAAUGUGAAAUCCAUGUGACAAUUUCAUGUAUUAGUAUGUGUGCCAUGCAAUUUUGGGAAACGACGAACUGCACACAACAUUAACAUAUCACAAGUGGUUGGUUGGGUUGGCAUUGCAAUGUACGAAAAGAGCGGAAGUGGGAACUUCUGCUAAACCAUAAAUAAGCAUGUUCUUUUUGCUCCAACCACGAAGUAAAGUUUCUCCUUACAACAAGCUACUGAUUACUGUAUAAAGUGAGGGGUAUAUCAUUAUUCAUCGCCUGAAAUGUCUGCUCAACAAAAAACAACAAAGACAGACAUUUUGCUGUCUGCUCAGGUCCUCAGUUUGCCUCAAAUAAGUACAUGUUAAACCAUCUCCUAUUUGAUCGUUAGGGUUUGGUUAAGUUUAGGCAACUGAAACUACUUGGUUAAGCAAAAGUAACUUUAAUUGGUAGAAAAAAAUAAUAAUUGUAAGAAUAACUUUAUUUGUAAAGCACUCAAUAUAGUUAUAAAGUGCAUGAGAGAAAGUAAUUAUACAUUAAAUUAUAUAGUAAAAAGUAAAACUAGAUAAAUGACAUAGAAUAAUAUAAUUUUGUUCAGAUUGUGAACAGUCAUUUAUUCAAUGUUUAGAUGCCAUGACAAUAAAUGCACAGUUACCUUUGGUUACAAAUCGACUUAGGAAUUGCAAAAAGAGCUUCCUCUGCUGAUAUAAGUGUGUAACCUUGUACAUAUAGGCUUAGCAGGUCAGAGAUACAACUGGGAGCUAAACCCUUUAACCCUUUUUAAGUGAUUAACAGAAGUUUGAACUGUAUUGUGGAAGCAAUGGGAAGAUAGUAAAGGAGAACUAAAAUUGGGGUAAAUGUUCUCCAUCACAGUUCAAGUUAAAAGCUGAGCAGCUACAUUUAGGACCAACUGUGGGCAGUUUAAUUCUUUUUAACUUUGUACGAAAAUGGACCAAAAUCUCCUGUGUCAAAGACAAGCAUUUUGUACACCUAACCAUUCUCCCUAAAGGGCUCUGUAUACUUUUGCUAUGAGAGGAGGUCAAGUGGGUGGUGGUGGAGGACAUGUAGACAUUCUAAAACCUCCCCAGUUGUGCCUCAAAAAUGAAGAAAAACAUUUCACAAAGGAGAAGGUAAUUCACACUGAUUAUGUGUUUAUCAGACCCUGAAGAAGACCUAGAGUCAGUACACCUUGGUCUGUUUGUU